Messenger RNA from Mucor velutinosus, 1479 nucleotides. RefSeq names its product ATP-binding protein. The transcript has 8 exons. Gene Ontology annotation, biological process: transmembrane transport; xanthine transport. Bases 1 to 1479 code for a protein of 492 amino acids. Gene Ontology annotation, molecular function: xanthine transmembrane transporter activity. NCBI's taxonomy places the organism in Eukaryota, Fungi, Mucoromycota, Mucoromycetes, Mucorales, Mucoraceae. Gene Ontology annotation, cellular component: plasma membrane. The record is from RefSeq and is a predicted model, not a curated record.
AUGAACCUGUCGACAUCAAGCCAACCUCAGGACUCGUCGAUCCGUAUACUCCAUGAUAAAGAACCGUCAAAUCAAGAGUUGGGAUCGCCUUCUGGCACAGAUCAACAUCAUCACCAUGGUUGGAAAUAUACAUUACAAUACUAUUUCCCUCAUUACACAUAUCAGCCCAUUGGCGCUGUGCAAAUAGAAGAACGGCCAAGCUGGCUUUAUUGCAUAGCGUAUGGGAUCCAGCAUGUAUUAGCUAUGUUCAGUGGUGUUAUCGUCUUGCCCCUUAUCUUGGGUUAUGAUUCCAACACAUCCCUCUUCUUUUCUGGUGUAUCAACCAUGAUCUUUUUCAUUGUAACAGGCGGAAGAGUGCCAUCGUAUCUAGGAUGUUCAGGCUCAUUUGUAAGUAUCAUACUAACGAUAUCAAACUAUGCGAGUACAUCCAAUUUAGAGAUGAAUACAAAUACGGCUACAGUGCAAGGCGCCAUUUUUGUACUGAGCCUUACUUAUGCUGCUAUAGCUCUUGUCGUCAUGGUAUUUGGGUACAAAUGGCUGGAGUUUUUCAUGCCACCUAGAUCCAUCAUCACAAGCAUAGGACUACAUCUUUCAUUCCUGUCCUAUGACAAAGCCGUCAAGUCGCCAUUUGAUACCUACAUGGCUAUCGCUACUGCAUGUGCCAUCAUGUUGAUUUCAGUGUAUGCUCCAACAAAUGCCUUGCGUAGAAUCGCCCUUCUACUAGGUACCAUGACCGGCUACUUCAUACAUGCCAUGUGCAAUUUGAAAGGAAUAGGACCUUCGAUUGAUUAUUCAGAAAUUGUUUCAAAUCCUUGGAUUCGUGCUCCCUCCGUUUAUUUCAGUUUGAAAUUUGACUCUAGCUCGAUUGGUAUGGUUAUGCCAAUCUUGAUUGUGCUGUUGGCAGAGAAUUUAGGGCACAUGAAGGCAAUUGGCUCCAUCACACAUAGACCCAUGCUUAGUUACGUUGGAAGAGCCUAUCUUGGCGAUGCUAUGGGUUGCUUUGUAGCAAGUUUAACUGGUGCCGUUCCAUUUACAACAUAUGCCGAAAACAUCGGCGUCUUGUCUGUAACGCAGGUCUUUUCUCCAUUGGUCAUUCUAUUUGCAGCCGUGUUUGCCAUGCUGCUAGGCUUCUUUGCCAAAUUCAGUGCUAUCGUCAAGUCUAUACCUCAAGGUGUGUUGGGUGGUGUUACCAUUAUCUUGUAUACAUUGAUUGCUAUUACUGGCGUUCGAAUUUGGGUUGUGAAUAAGGUGGAUUUCAAUGACACUCGUAACAUAUUUGUGGGUGGGUUACCAGUUAUCCUUGCCACUGUCAUGCAGACACCAUUGCAGGUGAGCAACUUUCAAUUAGAUGGCAUUGGUGUCGCAACAUUUGGCUCCAUCAUUUUAUACCAGGUAUUAAAAGGUUACGAUGGAUUAUCCAUGUACAGAAAAAGUAUUCAGUCUACGUUUAAUAAGAAUAAAGCGCGAGAGAUAGUGUAG